Molecule: messenger RNA, 2066 nt
Organism: Oryza brachyantha (malo sina)
Lineage: Eukaryota; Viridiplantae; Streptophyta; Magnoliopsida; Poales; Poaceae
Product: laccase-4
Exons: 6
Coding region: 106-1842 (578 amino acids)
Biological process (GO): lignin catabolic process
Cellular component (GO): apoplast
Molecular function (GO): hydroquinone:oxygen oxidoreductase activity; copper ion binding
Source: RefSeq, a predicted model, not a curated record
AACAUUCAUUCCAUCCUUGCCAUGUCCAUCUGCCACUCAAAGAGUCUCGAAGAGCUAAACAGCAAUUUCAGGUUGUAGCUCAAAGGCUUGGGCUGCAGUCCUGCUAUGGCCAUGGCUAUCUCCUCUGCUCUUCCUAGCUCUCUACUCAUGGCGGCGGCCGUAAUGCUGCUCAUCGUCCAAGCUCAGGGCAUCACUAGGCACUACGAAUUCAAUGUGCAAAUGGCGAACGCGACGAGGCUGUGCGCCACCAAGAGCAUGGUGACGGUGAACGGGCAGUGCCCCGGGCCGGAGCUGGUGGCGAGGGAGGGCGACCGCGUCGUCGUCCGCGUCACCAACAACGUCGCGCACAACAUCACGUUGCACUGGCACGGCAUCCGGCAGGUGCGGACCGGGUGGGCGGACGGGCCGGCGUACGUCACGCAGUGCCCGAUCCAGACGGGGCAGAGCUACGUGUAUAACUUCACCGUCACCGGGCAGCGCGGCACGCUGUGGUGGCACGCCCACAUCUCCUGGCUCCGCGCCACCGUCUACGGCGCCCUCGUCGUCCUCCCCAAGCUCGGCGUCCCCUACCCCUUCCCGGCGCCGUACAAGGAGGUCCCCGUCAUCUUCGGCGAGUGGUGGACGGCGGACACGGAGGAGGUGGUGAACCAGGCGGUCCAGACCGGCGCAGGGCCGAACGUCUCCGAUGCCUUCACCAUCAACGGCCUCCCCGGGCCGCUCUACAACUGCUCUGCCCAGGACACGUUCAAGCUGAAGGUGAAACCCAGGAAAACGUACAUGCUCCGCCUCAUCAACGCCGCGCUCAACGACGAGCUCUUCUUCUCCGUCGCCAACCACACGCUCACCGUCGUCGAGGUCGACGCCGUCUACGUGAAGCCGUUCACCGUGGAGACGCUGGUGAUCUCCCCGGGGCAGACGACCAACGUGCUCCUCGCCGCCAAGCCGUACUACCCAGGCGCCAACUUCUACAUGUCCGCGGCGCCCUACUCCACCGCCAGGCCGGGAACCUUCGACAACACGACCGUCGCCGGCAUCCUCGAGUACGAGAACCCCAUGUCGGCCUCGGCGGCGAGCUUCGUGAAGGGCCUGCCGCUGUUCAGGCCGACCCUGCCGCAGCUCAACGACACCGACUUCGUCACCAACUUCACGAACAAGCUCCGCAGCCUCGCGACGGCGCAGUACCCGGCGGCCGUGCCGCAGUCGGUGGACAGGCGGUUCUUCUUCACGGUGGGGCUGGGCACGCUGCCGUGCCCGGCGAACAUGACGUGCCAGGGGCCGAACGGCACGCAGAUGGCGGCGGCCAUGAACAACGUCUCCUUCGUGCUCCCGUCGAGGGCGCUCCUGCAGUCCCACUUCACCGGUCUCUCCACCGGCGUGUACGCCCCGGACUUCCCCGUCGCGCCGCUGUCGCCGUUCAACUACACGGGGACGCCGCCGAACAACACCAACGUGGCGACCGGGACCAAGCUGCUCGUGCUGCCGUACAACGCGUCGGUGGAGCUGGUGAUGCAAGACACGAGCAUCCUUGGCAUCGAGAGCCACCCGCUUCACCUGCACGGCUUCAACUUCUUCGUGGUCGGCCAAGGGUUCGGCAACUACGACGCCGUGAACGACCCGGCCAAGUUCAACCUCGUCGACCCCGUCGAGCGCAACACCGUCGGCGUGCCGGCCGGCGGAUGGGUGGCCAUUCGUUUCCUCGCUGACAACCCAGGUGUGUGGUUCAUGCACUGCCAUUUGGAGGUGCACACGACGUGGGGCCUGAGAAUGGCAUGGCUAGUGUUGGAUGGGAGCCAGCCGGACCAGAAGCUGCUUCCUCCGCCGUCCGAUCUGCCCAAAUGCUAGCCGGACGUUACCACAGAUGCCGUUGAUUCUUUUUCCUCAUUUGAUUUGUUCGCCAACUUGCGAUUGCUUUCUCCUGAAGGAGAUUUUAGUGUGUUAGCCCGCUCCUAGCUAGCUAACCUUGGACAUUUGUCUGUUCUUUUCUUUUUCUUUUUAUUUGUGUACAACUUUAUAAUGACACUGUUUUGAUGUUUUGUUGAAUAAAAAGAUGGGCAUGAAUUGCAUGA